This is a messenger RNA of Suillus fuscotomentosus, 1002 nucleotides long. RefSeq lists its product as uncharacterized. The transcript has a single exon. The record is from RefSeq and is a predicted model, not a curated record. Lineage: Eukaryota; Fungi; Basidiomycota; Agaricomycetes; Boletales; Suillaceae. Bases 1 to 1002 code for a protein of 333 amino acids.
AUGGAGGAAGAACUACCCCAAACCGCCCCAUUGAAUCUGGUGGCUCCCACUAUUCCUGACCAGCAGCCUCUUUGUGACUCCAGCACCCCUCAUCCCCGCACUCCUAGUAAGACUCAGGACGAGCAUCCACAUGAUACCCCUUGUUCCCACACUCCUAGUAAGACUCAGGACGAGCAUCCACAUGAUACCCCUCGUGCUGACCUUACCCAUGAUGCCCCUCGUGACAACGCUCUCCAUGACCCUCAGGAUGGUCGUGACCCUCCGCAUGGCCCUCUUCAUGACCCUCCGUGUGACCCUCGGGAUGGUCGUGACCCUCUGCAUGGCCCUCUUCAUGACCCUCAGGAUGGUCGUGACCCUCCGCAUGGCCCUCUUCAUGACCCUCCUCGUGACCCUAGGGAUGGUCGUGGCCCUCUUCAUGACCCUCCGCGUGGCCCUCUUCAUGAUCCUCGAGAUGGUCGCGACCCUGCAUACAACUAUCGUGAGGUCAUACAUGACCCUCACAAUGACCUUCGUGAUCCUCGUUAUCCUCACACCCGAGGGUACUCCCAAGAACCUGCGCAUGGCCUUGACCGUGACACUCUUCACCCCCACGAUGCAUUCUACCACCACAAUUCUCGUAAUUCCCACUAUGGUCCACCUCAAGAUCUUUAUGCAUCCGGUGAUACUCGUGACAGCUCACCUGUGCCCGAUUUUCAUGGUAACUAUAGUCCUGAUGAGCAUGAACAUGCCUACCCAAGUCGAUACAGUCCUGGGGUUGACUCAGGCUAUGGUUGUGAAAGUGGAUACAGGUCCCGACACGAUGACCUUGAUGAGCGUGGGCAAUCACUACCUCCUUAUCAUAGUUGUCCAUUUGGUGGAGGGAAUUACCAUGAGGAUGGAUAUGGCAGAAGAUUCCAAGAUUCGAGAUGGGGUGAAGCUGCUCAUUUGGACUAUGGUCGCAAUGCUAUUCCACGAGCAUUCAGUCGGGAUUUGCCCAAUCCACGGCCUCUCCCCACUACUUAA